Molecule: messenger RNA, 5066 nt
Organism: Spirodela intermedia
Lineage: Eukaryota; Viridiplantae; Streptophyta; Magnoliopsida; Alismatales; Araceae
Source: the annotation of a GenBank genome assembly
AUGAGGUCCCUUCAUCACGUCCAAUCCAGAAACAUCAAGGCUAAUGGGAGCAAGGCGAUGAGCUCCCAGCAGGCAUCAUUCGAACUAAAGCAUCGGGUGUUUGUCGCCAUGAACAAGCUUGCGGACCGUGACACAUACCAGAUUGGAGUGGAAGAGCUUGACAGGACGAUUGAUGGUUUAGGGCCGGAGGGCAUGAUCCCGUUCCUUUCCUGCAUCAUUGAGACGGAUACCGAGCAGAAGAGCGCAGUUCGCAAGGAGUGUGUAAAGAUGAUGGGCACGUUGGCCAGGCUUCACGGAUCAUUCGUGGCGCCUCAUCUCGGAAAGAUGAUCACUAGCAUUGUGAGACGGCUCAGGGAUCAGGAUUCUGUCGUCAGGGAUGCUUGUGCAGAGACUGUUGGCAUCUUGGCUUCCCACUUGGGUGGCUUUCGACUUGGUGAUGGAGGAGCCAUUGUCGUGUUGUCUAAGCCCUUGUUUGAAGCGCUCGGCGAGCAGAAUAGAUAUGUCCAGACAGGUGCGGCUAUGUGUCUCACUAGGGUUUUCGAUGAGGCGAGUGAAGCCCCCAUCUCCUUUCUGCCACAGAUGUUGACUCGUAUCGUCAAGUUGCUCAAGAAUCCACAUUUCAUGGCUAAGCCUGCUCUCAUCGAUCUCAUUCGAAGUAUUAUACAGGUAAUUUUGUUUUCUCUACGCUUACGAAAACGUGGAGUCAUCCGUCGUAUAUUUUCCUUUAUCAUCUGCCUUCGUCUUGCUUGUUACGAGACUGUUAAGCCGAGUUGUCUAUCUUUUUCGUCCUAUAACCGAGUCCAUUCUAUUUAGAUCUGUCCAUCUUUUUGUUUUUAUUUCAACCUGAACUAUACUCAGAAAACAUCAUUAAGUGCGAGGAGGUCGGUUUGUAUUUUUGUUUGUUUGUUUGUUUGUUGUUGUUUAAGUAGUGGUUCUUGUUAUUUACGUUGUAAUCAUCCUAGGGAAAUAAGCCAGUCGCCAAAAUGAAUGUUCAGGUAUUUUUAUUUGAGAUAGUCUUCAUUUGGGAUCUAUUCUCCAGUCAGUGUGGAAAUAUGUCAGAUAAACUACAACGCUUAAUUAUCGAGAUGAAACAAGAACAGUCACCUUGAGUUGUAUUGUCUGAAUAAGGGUCAAUAAACGGAGAAACCGUUGUGUAUAAGUUAUAUUACAUUAUUAUCGAAAUAAGCAAUCUUCUCUCUGAAGGCGAGGAGCAUGUAUCUCCGUUUUUGCCGCUCCAUUUCACUUUACUGGACGUUUUUCUCCAACAUUCAGGCUGGAGGUGCUUCUGCGGUGCAGACGUUGUCAUUGGCGGUGAAUAGUAUUCAGGAAGCCUUAAAGAGCAGUGACUGGACAACACGCAAGGCUGCAGCUGUUGCUCUACUCGGAAUUGCUGAAAGUGCUGAACUGCUAUCAGGAUCCUUGCGGCCGCUUAAGGCUUCAAGCAUCCAUUCUCUCGAAUGUUGUCGUUUUGACAAAGUCAGUUUCCUCAGGACGUAUAUGAAUUGUAUGGUUACAUGUUACUCCUAUUUGUAAUUGAUCAUAUCCCACUUGUUUCUAGGUGAAACCAGUGCGGGACGCGGCUGUGCAGGCAUUGAGCUCUUGGAAGUCCAUUCCAGGGCUUGAUUCUUUAGAAGCUCUAGAAGCUGGUUCACUUACUAAAGGUUCGGGUAGGCUGCUGGCGUGAGAAUAUGGAUGUGCACAAUUAAGACGUCAAUUACUAUCGUUUGAAAAUACCCUGCAUGCAUUCGUUUUAUCAUCCGGUUUGGUGCUUUUCCUUGCUAAUAAGUAUGAUUCCAUGGUUUAAUACGAGAAAAAAAUAAAUGAAGAACAUGGUAUUGGCAUCACUGUUAAAUAGGUGAGGUUGUUUAGAUCAGCCUUGGUUUAAUGGUUGAUUGUAUUGAGUCAGAAAAGUUGAUGCAGAAUUGGAAUUUAACGCUGGAGAAUGUGUUAAUAUCAAGUUCUAUUGCUGCUGGUGUAUGGGAGUGGUAAUACUCUUGCUGUGGCUUUCUGUACUGGUCAAAGGGAUACACUGUUAUAUACAUUUUGACCUUAAUUUUAGUUUGCUGUCACUUUUUGCAAAGCUAUUAAAAAUCAAUGAAUUUGUCUUUUCGGCAUUUUAUCCUUUAAGCAACCUCUUUAUGUUAACAUUGUUUUUGUUGCAGAAAACGUGAGUCGAGUUGAUUACCCUGAGUCUACUAGUCCUAGUGUUGGUGGCUGGAAAGAUGCCUUUUUAAGGAAAGUUGGACGCUCUGCUUCGAGAGACAAUUGUGCUAGUAUGACAAAGAGGAGUCCUCUCAGCAUCAGGAAGGGUUCUCAAAAUAAUGCACAAGAUCAUCUCUACUCUAGAGCUGAUGAUUGGCAUGUUGAAAUAUCACUUCCAAAAACUCGCAUCACUCCUCCCGUUGAGACUCUUCAUGAAGAAUCUGAAGGUAGUUGUGUGACAAAGAGUUUUGAGGGGAAAAACGACAAUGCAACACCAAGACAAGGUAAGAACUAUGGGUACGAUCUGCUGGAUGAUAAUCCAGAAUGUUCUGCGACAUCAGAUCUAGUGAACAUGAGUUUUGAAACUAAGCAUGUUACCGUUGCACCUGACUUUAUUGAGGAGGGCAAUUCGGUUAAUCUUUCAAGACCAAAGCAUCGGUUUCGUGCUGACAUGGAUCUUGCAACGGAUGGUUAUUUGGACAAGACUAAAGAGUAUAAGAGCAUAAUCCCGGGAGUUUUCUGUGGCUGUCCUUCGUCCUCUCCAGGCGAGUUGGCUCUCAUUAGGAAACAACUGUUGGACAUCGAACGUAAACAAUCCAGUUUAAUGGACCUUAUGCAGGUACGAUUCUGUCAAGGAUAUGUAUAAUGCCAUCUUUUGGAGUAUUGGCUUACUAAUAGAGUAACCUUAUUAUCCUGCUAAUCCUCAUGAGUUUUGUGUGUAAUGAUUUAUUGCUAAGUGAAUUAAGACUAAUUGUUUUUAUUUAUAUCAGUCCUGGAAAUGUCUGCGUGAAACGUCUACUCCAUAUCAUUCUGUCUUGGUGGUAGGUGGUCCGCGUUGAAAUGAAAAAUAAGGAAAUCAUAGAUAAUUAAAGGUUGCAACAGAUAUGAUUCCCUUUUAGCUCUACAUGGUAGUGACCUCCCCGAUAAAGAAAUUUCGAGGCUACCUAAGGGGAUGUUAAUUUUUGGAUUUCUAUCCGUGGUGGUCUGUGACACGUCUGUUAUAGAUCGUUUUAGUUUGGUCUUCAUCAUGUGGAGUGAUCAAAUUAUACUUCAUCAUGUGACACGUUUUGAAAUUUUUAGAAAACCCCGUGUGUUGAUCGCGGUAUGAUAACAAUGUGUACGAUCUUAGUCCUAGAUUAUACUUCUCUAAAGUUUGAGAGUGUAUAUAGUGUUUAGCUGUAAAAUCUGUAAAUUGGCGUUUGUUAUCUCUUGUGAAUUGCUACUUGCAUGUGUUGCUAAUGCUAGCGCCACUCGGGAAAAUGCCAUUGCUUGUAGGGCUUUACGACGAAUUCAAUGGAUGCGCUAUCGGUGUUGCAAUCAAAAGUUCACAAUCUGGAAAUCACAGUGGACAAAAUCGCACAGGAUUUUUCCAUGAGCAGGAACUGUGUCAGCGGGGCGAGAUCCAAAUUUUUGCAGGAUAGCGUCGGUUCCUCCCCCAGGCCCUCUAGCUGCAGCUCCAGGCGUUCGGUGGAUACGAGCUACAUGCAGUCUUCCUCGCUGUCUGCAAGGCGUCGGGAGAUGUCGGGAGAGACGGCUCUUCCGACGAGUAGAUUGAAUGUUCCUGUCAUGGGGACCAGCGACACCUCCAAGAAUGCUACCUCGAAGAAUCCCAUAGCUGAGGGAAGAAGCGAGAAGAGCAGUGGGAGACGCCAUCAACGCUGCGAGGACACUAUUCAAGCUAGAAAGUCCGGAGGAGACGUUACUUCGCCAGCUCGUGUUUCCGGCGCUCCGCAGGGCCGAUUGGAUGCGAGGAGCGCCGUUUGGAAACGGAUUAAGGAGAUGAUGCGCGUGGGAGAUUUGGAGGCUGCGUACGCAGAGGCGAUAGGUUCGGGCGACGACCUGGUUUUGAUCGAGCUCAUGGAUAGAACCGGUGCGGUUCUGGAAGCGUUCUCUCAAGAGACCGCCAGCGGCGUUCUUUGCGCGCUGUCCGUGUACAUGACGGCGGAUCAGAGGUACCUGGAGCUCGCCAUUCCCUGGUUGCAUCAGGCAAGUCAAUUAAUUGGGUUGCUCUAUUUUUGUUCUCUCUAUGUCUUGAUCUCGAUUGGGUCGGGUCAUUAUCAGUCUCUGUUGAAUUCACUCUUUGCUCUGUAUUCCUCUCCCCCUGCCGCUGGUUCCGAAUGGAUGGAUGGUGCAUCUCGUGCGACGCAGGUGGCGGAGCUGAGCACGGGAAGCGAUCCAGGGGGGCUUCAUCUGACGAGGAAGGCGAGGAAAGAGCUCCUGAUGGCUCUGCAGGACGCAGCAGCCAUGGAUUCCGAGGAGCGAGCGUCCAUCGAGCAGAUUUCGUCGAGGCUGCGGCGCGUAUGGUGCGAGGCCCCUCCUCCACCCAGGUGGGCAGGCAACGACGAGUAAGCACCUCCCGUCCGCUGGCCGCGGCCUCUUCUCUCUUUUUAUUAUUCUUAUAACGAGCCGUGGGAGUAUCUACAGUAGGCUGAUGGAUGAUGAUGAUGAACUUUGCUUUGCUUUUGUGCUUUGGACGCAGCAGCGGCAGGAGCGUGCAUGGCAAGGACGGCCUGGCGCUGAGGGCCAAGGAGCAGCGUGUCUAGCCUAACCGACCUUGAUGCGCCCCCCUCGCCUGUCGUUGUUCGUCCGUUUUGUAGGACGCGUGAGAUUUUCCUACUACUGGACGAGCAGCGCCCUUUUUCGAGCAGCAGCGGCCCUCCGGACCGAGCAGGCUUGCCGUGGCCACGUAGCACCUGAUGCUGGCGUGUCGGGCGCCACACAACCUCCUGCGAGCGACGGAGGGCUUGCAGAUUUGGAUAGCACGUAUCUCGAGGGGGAGAAAGGAACCCGUUAAAUCCUGUCCCUCUGCUUUCCGGAAGGUCUCUCUCCUGCUCUGGUUUUUCUCUGCUUUUGGCGCGUCGUAG